Molecule: messenger RNA, 1222 nt
Organism: Sitodiplosis mosellana (orange wheat blossom midge)
Lineage: Eukaryota; Metazoa; Arthropoda; Insecta; Diptera; Cecidomyiidae
Gene: Nse1
Product: non-structural maintenance of chromosomes element 1 homolog
Exons: 4
Coding region: 231-974 (247 amino acids)
Biological process (GO): double-strand break repair via homologous recombination; DNA damage tolerance
Cellular component (GO): nucleus; Smc5-Smc6 complex
Molecular function (GO): ubiquitin-protein transferase activity
Source: RefSeq, a predicted model, not a curated record
CGAAGCGGUUCAGUUUAUAUCAAGUAAUUUACAUUGGUUUCGAUUCCAAACAAACAUUUUCUUCUUUUUUGGGUUUUUUGUCACUGUCUUUUUAUUAUUGCCGGCAAUUUUCCUUCAGUCAUUUUAUUCGGCUUGGACGGCUUAAGAAAAUAACUUCAAUUGUUCUUACUUCGUGAAAUAUUCUGCAUUUUCUUACACUAAAAUCCCCUUGUCGGCAACCACUGUGAAAAAUGGACGAGAAUUACACAAAUGCUCAUCGUGCUUUUCUACAGGCUUGUAUCCGUCUCAGCGUACUGUCGACCAAACAAACACACGACGUUCUGCAAUCGGUUCAAAAUAAACACGGUGACAGUGAGGCAGAGGUAAACGAUGCGGCCGUUCGAAAAAUGGUUGAUGAAAUCAAUGCCAAACUGACGGAACACGAAAUUGAACAACGUUUAAGCUUCGUACACUAUGAAUGGGACGAUAUAGCGUGCGAAUUUUUGGUAUUUUGCAACACAUUUGCUACGAUUGGUGCAUCGCCGGUGUACAACGAAGCCGAAUCCAAUUAUAUGAAAACUCUGAUGGAAAAGAUCGUAAUGAAUGACACACAUUCGUUAUCGCGAAUGUCGGCGGUGCACUUGUCUUCGGCACCAUCGCAACUCUCCCAGUCGCAGUCAACGUCGAAAAAGGUGACGAAACAACGUGCCGAAGAUCUGCUUGAAGAAUGGAUAGAGGCUGGCUAUUUCAUGAAUCGCGGUGAUUUGAUUACAUUGGGCCCCAGAGGUAUUGGCGAAUACCGUGACACAUUCCGCACCAAAUUUGGUGAUUACAUUCAAUGUUGUCGUUUGUGCAGCGAGAUUGCAUUGCAGCCCCAUUUCUGCCCGAACGAUGAAUGUGAUGCGGCGUUGGAUAAACGUUGCUUCAAAAACUAUGUGGUGAAGCAGAAAAAGUGUCCCGGUUGCAAGUCCGAUUGGCACGAGGAAGAGGCAUAAACAAUAAUAAUGGUCCAACCACAUUGUGCCACAAGAAGGUGGUCAUUUUCAUGGACAUUUCAACUCAUUACAAAUAAUCUGAAAUAAAAUAUGACAAAAAAUCGCAAAAUAGCAACAACAAAUAAGGAAAAAGUUUAAAGACCAGUUUUUCUGGGUUGAAAGUUUAUAAAAACAAAACCAAAUUGGUUCAGAGAAUUAAAACAAAACAAUUGGAUAAAGAAUACAUACGGAAUGAAUGAAGCUAAAAA